CUCAUCCGCGUACUCGCCGCUUAUCGAAAAUAGAUCAAUUUCAUCAAAUCAAAAUUUAUUAAAUUUGGAUAAAUUAUUAUCUGAAUUAAAUAUUGAACAAGAUUAUUUUGACGACGACUAUACCUGGGAAAAGAUAAAUUCUAGACUUGAAACGAUAUUUGGUCGGAAUGAAAAAUUAAAAACAGAAAUUGAAAAUGGGAAAAAAGAUUGGGAAACAAUCGCUCAAAAUAUACUUAAUCUGAAAUCAGGUGAUGGUUUACCUCAAGAUAAUUUAUCGUUAUAUCCUGAUUUGUUUAAUGAUAAAUUUGAUCAGAAUAUGCCUAUAUUUGGUGAUACUAUUGAAUCCAUAAAAAACGGGUAUAGAAUGUGGAAAGAAACGGAGGCCAAUAUGAAGAUAUUGGAGACAAGACUUAAUUAUUUCCGAAUAUGUCAUUUUUACAAGUUAUUGGAAGCAUACAUUUCCUUAUAUAACCUGGCUAUUAAAGAAACACCACAUGAACAUAGAUUUCUCAACGUUGAACAAAAAAUUCAGGAAGGAAUUUCUCUUGGUGUCGGAACGAGCAAAACAGCGAUAAGGAAAUGGGUUAGAAUUCGAAUGUUGCAAAUUCUUGGUGUGGAUACUGAUAAAUCAGAAGAAAGAAUAUUCAAAGCAUUAUUGCGUAUCAAUUUUAUACUUACUAAUGGAAUUUCGUCAAAAGAAGAACUUGCCAUUGCUGGCGCAACGCGUAGAUUCUUUGAAUCUUCUACCAAGCUUGAGUUUCUUGCUUUUUUAACUAAAAUUACUGGCAGGGAUUAUUUUCAAGAGUUUGAACAAUUAAAAGGCGUUGCAAACAAAUUGGUUAAAUUGAUUAGUCAAAACCAAGUUAAUCAAGGUCCAUUUCGUCAAGAAUCAUUAAAUCCUCAGAAUAUCCACCAAAAUUUGGAUAUGAAUCCAACUGAUCUAAUUAAUAAUCUUCAAGAAUUUGGAGAUAACCUUGAGACUGUAUUGAAGAACAUUAGUGAGUGGGAAAAUACUGAUAAAUCCCUUGAAGGGAUUUCACUUGGACGUAAUGCAUCUUUUACCUCACUCCGGGGAUAUGUGAGAGUACAAAUUAAAAAGGCGCUGAAUCUCAAAACGGAUAGAGCUGAGGCAGGCGCAUCAAGAAGAUUUUUUGAGUACUUAAAUGAUGAAAAUUUUGAUUCACUUUUACGAAUAAUAAUGGGUGAAAAUUAUGUUUCAUUUACUGUUCCUAAAAAUUUUCAAGAUAUUGAAACG
Messenger RNA from Racocetra fulgida, 1255 nucleotides. Lineage: Eukaryota; Fungi; Glomeromycota; Glomeromycetes; Diversisporales; Gigasporaceae. The record is from the annotation of a GenBank genome assembly.